AUACUGGAAGAGGGAUUAUGAUGGUGGUCGAUUUAAGUGUUUAGUUAGUACCUGCUAAGUAAUAAGUUUUUCUUCUUAGUUUUCCCGAUUGGUUUUAAGCUAUUAAAUUAACGUAACAUUUUGCAAUUUUUGAAUAACUUUCUCAUGUACAAAUUUAGGUGGCUUAAUAUUAGAUAAUACUGAGCGCACGACGACAAGUUUUACGCAUUAGUAAGAAGGACCAGAGACGGAAUAACACAGACCAACCGAAGGCAGUGCAGUGGCACUGUGACAGCGAUGUGUAACUGUAAAACGUAUAAUAGUAAUACUACAGUCAGUAGGCCUUACUAGUACUACUAGUUUGUUGUUAGGCGUAUUAUUAUUAAAUAUAGUAUCAGUGAGUGCAAUAAAUUGCCAGUGUUUUACCGUACAAACCAGUACCAAAAUAAAUUUUAAUACUAACCAAAAACAUAUGAAAGUUGAUUAUUAAAAAAGGCAAAUUUUCAAAAGUAACGAUAGGUAUAAACUACAAUUACUAAUAAUAAUACUAGUUGUACUAGUACUAGUAGUAUCACUAUUAGUAAUAGGAAUACGAUAUUGAAUAAUUCUUGUUUAUGUUUGAAAGUGUUAAUCUUUCAGUUUCAACUUCUCAAGUGUGUUAUUAAAUUAAUUCUAUAAAAACAAAAAAUGAGAGGUAUGCUGUUAACACUUGGAAGUAUGCUACUGACUGUGGCAGUAGUAGGAAAUGCUUAUUAUCAGAAGAAGCAGUUCUAUCCGUCAGUGGUUUAUAUAACAAAGUCAAAUCCUAGUAUGGCUGUUAUUUAUUUACAAGCGUUUGUGAUGGUUUUGAUGAUGGGAAAAAUAACACGAAAACUAUUCUUCGGACAGUUGCGUGCGGCUGAAAUGGAGCACUUGAUAGAAAGGUCCUGGUAUGCAGUUACAGAAACGUGUUUGGCGUUUACAGUUUUCAGAGAUGAUUUCAGUCCUAAGUUUGUGGCUCUUUUUACUGUUUUACUUUUCUUGAAGUGUUUUCAUUGGCUGGCAGAGGACCGAGUUGAUUAUAUGGAGAGAAGUCCUAACAUAUCUUUGUUGUUUCACAUCAGGGUUGUGGGUCUUUUGACUUUACUUGGAUUUUUAGAUUAUUUGUUUGUUAGUCAUGCCUACUAUAUUACUCUUACCAAGGGGCCAUCUGUUCAGCUAGUAUUUGGGUUUGAGUAUGCCAUCUUGCUUACAGUAGUAGUGAACAUAAUGAUCAAGUAUGUUCUACAUACUGUUGACCUGCAAAGUGAAAACCCUUGGGAAAACAAAGCAGUUUACCUGUUGUAUACUGAGUUGAUAAUGGGUUUUAUUAAGGUUGUUUUAUACCUGACGUUCAUGACCAUCAUGAUUAAAAUCCAUACUUUCCCACUGUUUGCCAUUAGACCAAUGUAUCUCAGUAUGAGGGCUUUGAAGAAGGCAUUCAAUGAUGUGAUUAUGUCAAGAAGGGCAAUAAGGAACAUGAACACUUUGUAUCCUGAUGCUACUGCUGAAGACCUAGCAUCUGUGGACAAUGUUUGUAUUAUUUGUCGAGAGGAGAUGUUGGGUAACGGUAGUAGUAAAAAAUUACCUUGUAAUCACAUCUUCCACACUUCCUGCCUUCGAUCGUGGUUUCAACGGCAACAGACUUGUCCAACGUGUCGUAUGGAUGUCCUGAGGAUACCUGCCAACUCCAGUGCUGGACAACAAAGGGCUCCAGGAGCAGUUCCUGGACAACAACAGCAAGCACAGCCUCAGCCACAACCCCAGAUACCUAACUGGCCAGGAUUUCCACUAGGUGGUGGUGGUCCAGGACCAUUUUGGGUACCACUUCCACAACAGCAACAGCAACCACAGCAACAGGCUGGAACUGGAACGUCAGCACAGAGUAGUUCUGCAGCACCAUCUUUAGGUUCUACAACAACUACCUCUUCUACAGCUGGUGGGAUGUAUGCCAACCAGACUAACCAACCAUUCUCAAUACCACCUUUUGCUUUUCCUCCUUUUUUUCUUCCACCACCUCCACCACCACUUCCACAGGCAGAUUUUAGUGGACUAACAAAUGAAGAAUUGGAGGCUUUAGAAGGAGAAGAGCGAGAAAAUGUUGAGGCUAGGAUUCGAUGUCUUCGUAACAUUCAAACACUUCUCGAUGCUGCUGCUCUUCAGAUGCAACAGUACAGUGCUGUUGUAUCUUCCUUAAGAAGGAGUACAAGAACUACAGUAACAAGCACUACAGGAACUGAUCCGUCUGGCCCAAGUGUCAGUGCUCCAUCAACUAGUAAAGCACCACAUGAAGUUUCUGGUGAAGCUGCAAAACCAAGUACCAGUAAUCAAUUUCAAGCACCCAGUUUUUCUAAACCAGAAUCUGGUGAUAUUAACCAAGAGGCUACAGAAGCAGUAAAAAAUGGAACAGUUAUAGAUGAUUCAAAGGAUUUAGUUCAUCAAGAAGAGGCAUCAAGCAGCAAAGAACCUAAUGGUCAUGAAGAGAUCCGAAGGAGGCGUUUAGAAAAGUUUUCAAAGCCUUUAGAAAACUGUGGUCCACAAGAAACAAGUAAUGAAAACUGUGGUCCACAAGAGGGAAAUCAUGAAACAAACUAGUAGUAAAUAGUUUCAUAAAUGUGAACUAUGGUGAUCAGAUGAGGCAAAACACGUUUUGUCAGUUAUUUUUCGGUUACUUUUUUGGUCUUGAAUACUUACUCUGCUGUUAGAACUAAAUUAGUUUUCCGUGUUUUAUUCAAGAUCUGUAUCAUGUUUGCUUUAGAGGUGUGGUGUUCAGUAGUCUUUAUAAUGAUUGUAUUUUCAAAAAUUGUCUUGUGAUGAAGCUAAUGUUUUGUAUAUUUUUUCCACUGCUGGAACUGUUAAAGCAAAAUGCAUGAAGGCUGUUAAUUCCUUUCUUUCGAGCCUUAUCCAACUCAAGAUGCCUUCCCUUCAUACUGUAUUCUUUUCUAUUUUGUUAGUCUCUAUAAAAAUUAAAGAACAGUCUUUAUUUUAAUGCAUUUUGUUUCAUUAAAAAAUGACAUGAAAUUGUAAAAAUGAAUAAAUCUGUGGAAUGUGAUAA
This is a messenger RNA of Limulus polyphemus (Atlantic horseshoe crab), 3052 nucleotides long. It is a transcript of the gene sip3, whose product is annotated as E3 ubiquitin-protein ligase synoviolin B-like. Bases 667 to 2592 code for a protein of 641 amino acids. The transcript has 14 exons. NCBI's taxonomy places the organism in Eukaryota, Metazoa, Arthropoda, Merostomata, Xiphosura, Limulidae. Gene Ontology annotation, cellular component: cytoplasm. The record is from RefSeq and is a predicted model, not a curated record.